AUGGAAUUGGAACCAGCCAAAUUCAUAUUAUCAUUUCUAUUCUUAUUACUAGCCUCUAAAUUCUUCACUACAGAAUCAAAAUGUAGCAAAACUUGUGACAUAGCUUUAGCUUCUUAUUAUCUAUGGUAUGGUUCAAAUCUCACAUAUGUUUCAAAAAUCAUGCAAUCCAACCUUGUCACAAAACCUGAAGAUAUUGUCAGCUACAACACAGACACAAUCAAAAACAAAGAUUUGGUCUUAUCUUACACAAGAGUGAAUGUUCCAUUCCCUUGUGAUUGCAUCAAUGAUGAAUUUCUUGGUCACACAUUUCAAUACCAUGUUGGAACAGGAGAUACUUAUUUGUCUGUUGCUAAUAGGAAUUAUUCAAAUUUGACAACUUCUGAGUGGUUGCAUAGCUUCAAUACCUAUCAACCUGAUAAUAUUCCUGAUACUGGAACUCUUAAUGUUACUGUUAAUUGUUCUUGUGGGAAUAGCCAUGUUUCUAAAGAUUAUGGUUUGUUUAUUACUUAUCCUCUUAGAAUUGAAGAUUCUUUGAAAUCGAUUUCGAAUAAGACUAAAGUUGAUGCUGAGUUGUUGCAGAAGUAUAACCCUGGUGUGAAUUUUAGUCAAGGGAGUGGUUUGGUUUAUAUUCCUGGGAAAGACACAAAUGGUAGCUAUGUGCCUUUUCACACAAGCACUGAAGGUCUAUCAGGUGGAGUUAUUAUUGGAAUAUCUCUUGGAGCAGUAGCAGGAAUAAUGCUAUUAGGAUUUUGUAUUUAUAUUACAUGUUACCGGAAGAAGAACAUACGGAAUCAAGAAUUUCUCUCAGAAGAAACCAGCGCGAUUGUUGAAGUGUCUGGUAAUGCUACAUAUGGAACUUCAGAUUCUCUGAGUCCUGCUAAUAUCAUUGGCAUUAGGGUGGAAAAAUCAGGGGAGUUUUCAUAUGAAGAACUAGCUAAUGCUACGAAUAACUUCAAUUUGGCUAACAAAAUCGGUCAAGGAGGUUUCGGUGAAGUCUAUUAUGCCGUGUUGAAUGGCGAGAAAGCUGCAAUAAAAAAGAUGGACAUGAAAGCAUCAAAAGAAUUUCUUGCUGAGCUUAAGGUGUUGACGCGUGUUCAUCACUUGAACUUGGUACGGUUGAUUGGAUAUUGCGUCGAAGGAUCGCUUUUCCUUGUGUACGAAUACAUUGAUAAUGGAAACUUAAGUCAACAUCUUCGCAGUUCAGAUGGAGAACCUUUGUCAUGGGUGGCCAGGGCUAAAAUUGCUCUGGAUUCAGCAAGAGGUCUUGAAUACAUUCACGAACAUACCGUGCCUACUUAUAUUCAUCGUGACAUAAAGUCAGAAAACAUUUUGUUAGACAAGAACUUCUGUGCUAAGGUUGCAGAUUUUGGAUUAACCAAGCUGAUUGACGCUGGAAGUUCAUCAGUUCCUACUGCUAAUAUGGCAGGCACAUUUGGUUACAUGCCACCAGAAUAUGCAUAUGGAAGUGUUUCUUCCAAAAUAGAUGUAUAUGCUUUCGGAGUUGUUCUUUAUGAACUAAUUUCUGCUAAAGGAGCAGUGAUAAUGGGUGGUGAAUCUGGUGCAGAUUUAAAAGGCCUUGUAGUUUUGUUUGAUGAAGUUUAUGACCAACCAAAUCCUAUAGAAGGUUUUAGAAAGCUGGUGGAUCCUAGGCUAGGGGAUAACUAUUCAAUUGAUUUAGUUUUAAAGAUGGCACAACUUGCAAAAGCAUGCACAGAAGGUGAUCCACAAAAGCGUCCAAAUAUGAGCUAUGUUGUAGUUGCUCUGACUACAUUAACUUCAACUACUGAGGAAUGGGAUAUCACUUCUAUAUACAAAAAUCCAAAUCUUGUAAAUUUAAUGUCAGGAAGAUAG
This is a messenger RNA of Vicia faba (fava bean), 1851 nucleotides long. The record is from the annotation of a GenBank genome assembly. NCBI's taxonomy places the organism in Eukaryota, Viridiplantae, Streptophyta, Magnoliopsida, Fabales, Fabaceae.